UUGAAGGUGUGUCCCAGAUAUAAUCAUUAUCAAGAUCAGUCUUUAGACCAUUCUAAGAUCAUUCUCUUUAAACCGAACAAGUUUUGCCUCAAAAUUCGAUCGAGACUCAUGGAACUCAUGACCAAACCCAUAGUUAUUGAAGUCGUCAAACGAGUGGUAAUGAACAAUUUCAGAAACCAACAAUACGGCGCAACGAACAACAAUGUGGAUGAAUUUCACUGUCACUAUGACAAGAUCAAUGCGCCAUCAUCAAAUAAACGUUCCAAACGCGUUCUGUGGCUAUCGCUGGCGGUUUGUCUUGGCUUCAUGAUCUGUGAAAUCGUCGGCGGUCUCCUAGCACAGUCAUUGGCUAUAAUCACAGAUGCAGCACACCUGCUGACUGAUUUUGCGAGCAUGUUGAUCUCUUUAUUCGCUCUUUACAUAGCUGAACGGCCGGCGUCUCAACGGAUGAGUUUUGGAUGGUAUCGUGCCGAGGUGAUGGGAGCAUUCCUGUCAGUGUUCAUGAUUUGGAUAAUAACAGGCAUUCUCGUUUACUUGGCCAUAUAUCGCAUCAUUCAAGGCAACUACGAUAUCGAUGCGCCGAUCAUGGCAAUCACUGCCGGCCUCGGAGUUGUCGUGAACAUUGUAAUGGGUAUUCUGCUAUAUUUCGGUGGUCAUACACAUUCACAUGGUGGUGCCCAUCAUGCUCAUUUGAAUGGGAAUGCACAACAUGAGCACUCAUCUGAACCCAGAAAACACACGAAUAUCAAUGUUCGCGCUGCAAUGAUACACGUUCUUGGCGACCUCAUUCAAAGCGUGGGUGUGCUCAUUGCAGCACUUCUCAUAUUUUACAAUGGAAACUGGUCAAUAAUCGAUCCGAUUUGCACGUUGCUCUUUUCGGUUAUUGUUGUUUGUACGACAUUCUUCAUCGUUCGAGAUGCUCUCGUUGUUCUUCUUGAAGGUUUGUUCCUUUAUGUUCCAUUCGACAGCUUUUAG
This is a messenger RNA of Anisakis simplex (herring worm), 975 nucleotides long. The record is from the annotation of a GenBank genome assembly. Lineage: Eukaryota; Metazoa; Nematoda; Chromadorea; Rhabditida; Anisakidae.